This is a messenger RNA of Vicia faba (fava bean), 1611 nucleotides long. The record is from the annotation of a GenBank genome assembly. NCBI's taxonomy places the organism in Eukaryota, Viridiplantae, Streptophyta, Magnoliopsida, Fabales, Fabaceae.
AUGGUUGACUCAGGUUGUCUCAUGCAACCGUUUUGUUAUGCUUCUGGAAUUUCCAAUGAAACCAAUGAGACUAACACAGAUCAUGCACUUGGACAAUCAAUCUCAUUUGGGAGGUUCAUGACAGAGACACUGGCAUGGGAGAAAUGGUCUAGUUUCACUCAAAACCGCUACGUCGAAGAAGCGGAAAUGUAUUCAAAACCGGGUUCAGUUGCGCAGAAGAAAGCUUUCUUUGAAGCUCACUACAAGAAACUUGCAGCUCAAAAAGCAGCUGCUGCGUUGCUUGAGCAAGAAGCAAACAUUGCUGCCGCACAAAACAAUGUUACAGAAAAACAAGAAAAUGAUGAGAAGACCAAUGAAAGUCCAAAGUAUGAAAUUGUCGUUAAGGAUGAACGAGAUAGAAAGGUUUUGAGUCAUGAUUUAGAUCCAAAUGUAGAGACAUUCGUUGUUUCAGAAAGUAACAAGUUAGAAGAAUCUGAAGCACAAAUAGAAAAAGAAGUUGUUUUAAGGAAUUCAAUGAUGGUUGAAUUGCGAAAAAAGAUUGAAAAUGUUGAUACAUCUAAGGAGCUAAGUGAAAAGCUUAGUGCAACAACUCCAAACGUGACACCAAUAUUGAAGCAUGUCUCUAACUAUGAUCAAGAAGUUUUGGCAUCAACUAGCAAGAAGAAACCACCAAUUUCUUCUUAUAAGUUGUUAAAAUCUAAUAAUGGAGCCUCAAAGUUCACAACUACUACACCUGUUAAAUCCACUACUCCUAUUACUCCUAUUUCUUCCAAAAUAGAUAACUUUGCUACUCCAACAAUGAGCAACAAGCCUUCUUCAUUAAGCAAUGAUAAAAAGAGAUCAACUCCAAAGAAAGCUACUUUUACACCAAUUAGAGAAUUUAACCGAUUGACUGCGUCUGUUAUGAGGAGAUUUGAAAGCACAAAAGUUGGUUCUUCUUCUUCUUCUUCCAAGGUUUCUAAGGAUAGCUCGACUCCUCUGAAAACUCCAACCAUGGCUUCCAAGGAGAUGCAAAAACAUUCUUCAUUGACUCCAUUAACCGAAAAUAGAAGGAACAAAACACCUAUUGAUUCAUCGGCAUCGCGCAACCAUACAUCCGGUCCUAAAUGGCGUUUGCUCUCUGGAGAAAAAAAAAUGAGAUCACCAAUUAUAUCAUCUCCUUUCAGCUUAAGGACAGAAGAAAGGGCUGCAACAAGAAAGAAGAAACUUGAAGAAAAGUUCAAUGCUAAUGAAGUACAAAAAGUGCAGCUGCAUACAAAACUCAAGGCGAAAGCGGGGACUGAGAUUAGAAAACUACGCCAAAGCUUUUGCUUCCAAGCCAGACCAUUACCUGAUUUUUACAAGGAAAGGAAAGCAUCAAAUAUUGAGACAAGAAAGGUUCCACACACACAUUCUGAACCACCUAAUGUGGGAAGAUAUCUCACUCCAAGUAUGGCAGAGUGCAAAAUUUCUCUGAAAAACAAUGGCACCAAGAAUUUCAUGGGAAAGAGUGGUCAUCAUCAUACCUUGACUCAUCAUCAGACUUCAAAUUCCAAGAAGAAUAUUACAACUCAUGAGAAUACAUCACCAAAUAUUCAGCAUUGGAACAAAAAUGGUAGAAUUUACAAAUAA